AUGUCGAGUUCAUAUAAUUACCCUUCUAACAGAGACCGCGCGCACUCAUCUCGUUCAUAUUCUUCGGACCACCAAUCACAGGGUCCACCUCCUUCUUCUUCUAACAGGAACUCUUCUUACAACCUGAAUCACCUAUUGAAUUCAGACGAUCAAUCAUUGCCUCACUCGACCAGUCACUUCUCGUUACCACCCAUAUCUUCUCCACACGCGGCACCAUAUCCUCAAUCGCUUAGUUUCUCAUACACCUCACAGGCUAAUAGUCCGCAUUAUCAACAUAGCCAUAACAAUUAUUCGAACUCUCCCACACCCACAUUGUCGCACCCCCUUCAACCUUCGAUCAAUCCUCUACAACGUUUAGCCCCUUAUAACAAUAACACUCCUUGGGAUUACAGUGAGCCUUCACGGCAAUUACCAAACGCUCCUUUCAAAUUAGAUCACGCGUCUCCAGUUUCGAAUACUCCUUCGACAUUGACAUUUUUUCAUCCGAACGUAAAUCAAAAUUCUGUAUCGCAAGAGGCAAUAUUUCAACCACCUCCAGUAAUGUCAAUUUCGGGAUUAUUGAGUAAAGAUACGAAUGAUACGGAUUAUUCAUUUCAGAAAUCGCAAAAAGAUUCUAGUGCUUAUGAAGAGAGAGGAACUUUUAGUGGUAAAACUGGUAGAUCCAACAUAGCUCAAGUUCAAACGACAGAUAGUGCGGAGGAAAAAGACAGUGAGGCAUCUAUCUCAGAUGUAAAUACCGAUAUGAGCCUACCAAGAUCUGAUCAAUCUGAAGGAGAAAGUACUGAAGAAGGACCAAGAAGUCCAAGUACGAUCGUUCCUCCUCCGCCUCGCAAAAUACCAGAGCCCGGAAAUGGGUUGGUUGUUAAAUUAAAGACAAAUUCUAGCUCUCGACCGCCAAGCGUUUCAUCGACUUCUGCUUCCCAGGAACCCGAUACCUCGUCGAAAUCUAAUAUCAUUUCUCAAGCUAUGCAGUUUUCUCAUGCUGAUAAAAUAGAACAUCAUAUUGGCAGCAACUCAUCAGAUUCAUCUGCAGAGAGUGCUGUAGAAUCUAAGGCAAAACGCAGAUCUAGCGAAUCGAGUGAAUCCGGUUCCGAAAGCGAAUCAGAUAUUGGUGAUGAAGAAAGGUUUAAUGAUGAACUUGUAAAUUAUAUGGUAGAGGUGUACAAACGUCAGAAGCGUGUAAUUGAUGAGUAUGACCGGAGGUGUCGGAUAAAAAAAGAUAUUCUUCGUAGAAGAUUCUCAUCCAAUGUUAAUUAUCGUAUCAGUAAUAAGAGAAUGUCAAAUAAGGAGAAUCAUACUAGUCUGAGUAGGGGUAUUCGUGGAAUUAGGCACAGGAUAGAUAUCAAGCGAAUGAGUCGUAAAAUGCAUUCAGAAUUUCCAGAUGAAUUUGAAGGUGGAAAUGACGAGCAAAAACGCGCUGCUUUUAGUACGAGAAUUCAAAAACAAAGAGAAGCACUUGAAUCGGAAGAGAGACGGAGGAUAUGGAAGGACAUUGUUCGUAAUGCCAUACCGAGGAUGAACAAGAUUGUAAGUCAGACUACUUCUUCACGAUCUAAUAACUGCCGAAAGAUUGCUCUGCUCUGUCAAAAAGAAGCCCGCAAAGCUGCAUGUAAAUCUUGUAAAUCCACGAAGGAUAUCCAAACGAGGUCUCGACAGGCUAUGAGACAGAUGCUUUUCUUUUGGAAACGCAACGAGAAAGAAGAACGAGAACUACGCAAAAAAGCAGAGAGAGAGGCCUUAGAAAGAAUGAGGGUAGAAGAAGAAAUGCGUGAAGCAAAGAGACAAGCACGAAAACUUAAUUUCUUAAUUACGCAAACCGAGUUAUACAGUCAUUUUGUUGGGAAAAAGAUUGGAACUCAAAACGCUGAGGAAAAUUCUGAAAAUGUAGCUCAGGUUGAUGCAGUUUCCGGUGAACAAGGAACAAGUGACCAGGGUACUGAAUCUUCGUCUACUGAUUUAAAUAUUGAAGGCGAGGGAGUUGCAGCGCCUACAUCCUUUGAAGACAUUGAUUUUGAUGAAGAGGAUGAAGAUGCGCUUAGGGAAAAAGCGCGUGCAAGCGCAAAAAAUGCUCUCGCACAAGUUAAAAAACACACACGUGACUUCGAUGGCGAUAGAAGUGGCAAAACAGCAGAUAUUGAAGUGUCCAAUGAAGAUUUGGACCAAAUGAAUUUCCAAAAUCCGUCCAGCAUGCCUUCGAUGUCGGAGAUUAAACAACCAUCAAUACUGGUAAAGGUUACUUUGAAGGACUACCAAUUGAAAGGUUUAAAUUGGCUCGCAAACCUCUACGAGCAGGGUAUCAAUGGAAUUUUGGCCGACGAAAUGGCAAGUGGUUUGGGAAAGACUGUCCAAUCCAUAUCUCUUAUGGCACAUCUUGCGGAGACGCACAACAUAUGGGGUCCAUUUUUAGUGAUUGCUCCGGCAUCUACUCUUCAUAAUUGGCAAAAAGAAAUAGCAGAAUUUCUUCCUAGCUUUAAGAUUUUGCCGUACUGGGGAACACCUAAAGAUCGAGUUAUAUUGCGAAAAUCGUUGAAUAAGAAAAAUUUAAUAUUUAACAAAGAUGCCCCAUUUCACGUUGUUAUCACCAGUUAUCAAUUGAUUGUUCAAGACCAAAGUUAUUUCGCGAGAACAAAAUGGCAAUACAUGAUUUUGGAUGAGGCUCAAGCCAUCAAAAGUUCUUCUAGUGCCCGUUGGAAAACUCUUCUUGGUUUCCAAUGCCGUAAUCGUCUCUUAUUAACGGGUACUCCUAUCCAAAAUAGUAUGCAGGAGUUAUGGGCCCUUUUGCAUUUCAUUAUGCCUACACUUUUUGAUUCUCAUCAAGAGUUUAGCGAAUGGUUUUCCAAGGAUAUAGAGAGUCACGCGGAGAAUAAAGGUUCACUAAAUGAACACCAACUCAAACGGUUGCAUAUGAUCUUGAAACCUUUUAUGUUGCGCCGUGUUAAGAAGAACGUUCAAAAUGAACUUGGAGAAAAAAUUGAGAUGGAAGUUUUCUGUCAUUUGACAGCAAGACAACGUAUAUUGUAUCGCGGACUUCGUGAAAAAAUUUCGGUAGCAGAAUUAUUAGAAAAGGCCGCAACUUUACCCGACAAUGAUAAUGUCGACAGCUUAAUGAACUUAGUAAUGCAAUUCCGUAAAGUCUGUAAUCAUCCGGAAUUAUUUGAAAGAGCAGAUGUGGUAUCCCCCUUUUCCUUUUGUCAUUACAGUGCGACCUGGCUAAUAUCACGGGAAGAGUAUCUUUAUCUUCCUUAUAACUCUAGAAACUAUAUAACUUAUGAGAUUCCAAAGAUGGUUUAUCGUAACGGAGGCAUAUUGGAUGUGCCUGGUUAUGAUUCUCAAGCCGGGUCUCGUACCAAUAUUCUUGAUAAUCUAAUGAAUAUUUGGCGACCGGAUUAUAUUCAUCAGUCACUAUGUGAUGAACAGAGCGACACUUUUGCUUUCUUAAAGUUCGUGGACACCACUCCAACUGAGGCCUCAAAUGUUUUCUUUGGGCAUUUGAUACAACGUUGGAUUUUGCAUCUUUUACAAAAGACACAUCGUUCUCGAAGAAGAUUUUAUAUGACACAGAAUGGCGAAAGCUAUCCAAAUAGUUCGAUUAAUACACAUGCUCGAUUUCUAAUUAACGAAACGGCUCCAACGCUCUCUCCUAUGAACAUCGAAAACUCGUCUGUCUUAAAUGAAUUAACGAAUAUUUUUGAAAACGUAACGAAGUAUGAAUUAGUUAUGUUGGAUAUGUGCUAUAUGCCCAAGGCUAUUGCUCCUCCAAUUCAACCUGCAUGUGUUGAUAAAUGUUUUUAUAAUGAUCAAGAAAGACUCAUGUUUGAUCCUCUUAUAAGAACUGCGCUUUUUGGAAUUACAGAAAUAUUACCUCAAGGAGAGAGAAUGAAAAAUAACAUUGUUCAACUGUUGAAUCAAUCAGAGGGUGAGGGAAUGGUUGGAAAAACGUAUCGUAAAGAUCACGGGUUUUCAUAUAUGCGAGUACCACCUCUUAAAAAAUUGGUAUUAGAUUCUGGAAAAUUAACAAAGUUAGAUGAAUUACUCAAAGAGCUCAAGGCUGGUGGCCAUCGCGUGUUAAUCUAUUUCCAAAUGACGCGCAUGAUAGACUUGAUGGAAGAAUACCUUGCGUAUCGACAGUACAAAUAUUUGAGGCUUGACGGUUCGUCAAAAAUACAUGACCGUCGCGAUAUGGUCGAAGAUUGGCAAACUAGUACCCGCGCCGGUGGAUUAGGCAUUAACUUAACGGCAGCCGAUACCGUUAUUUUUUAUGACAGUGACUGGAAUCCUACGGUUGACCAACAGGCUAUGGAUCGCGCCCAUCGCUUGGGUCAAACCAAACAAGUCACUGUAUAUAGGUUGAUUACAAAAGGUACAAUUGAAGAAAGAAUUCUCCAGCGCGCAAAACAGAAGGAUGAGAUCCAGAAAGUUGUUAUAUCCGGUGGCGAGUUCAAACAGGUUGACUUCAAACCACGUGAAAUUGUGUCUCUCCUCCUUGAGGAUGACGAGCUGGAGACUAAACUAAAAGAACAACAGUCUAAGCGAAAGGCUGAAGAAGAAGAGAAUAAGAAAAAAGGACGCAGCAAUAAACGUCGAAAAAAGGAAACAUCCACAACAACAUCUUCUGGGUCCUCAUAUAAAACCUUAGAGGAACUCUGGCAUGAAGGUGAACCUCCAAUGGUAGAAACCGAAGGGAGUGGUGUCACGACACCUUCAAGUUCCGUUGGUGGGACCAAAAAAAAGCGUACACCUAAAACAGGUGCAAAAACACCUGCCAAACCCAGGGCAAAAAAAUCAACUACGACUCGUGCGUCAAGAUCAACUAGAUCAAAGUCAAACAAUUCGGAGACCAUGGAUGUUGAAACUCUAUAA
This is a messenger RNA of Acaulospora morrowiae, 4860 nucleotides long. The record is from the annotation of a GenBank genome assembly. NCBI's taxonomy places the organism in Eukaryota, Fungi, Glomeromycota, Glomeromycetes, Diversisporales, Acaulosporaceae.